CAAAACUUACUCUUCUAAUUUGCCUGGAAUCACCUUGUUUAAACUCAAAAGCUGAAAAUGUUCAGAAAGGGAGAGCCAUCAUGGAAAAUCCAACUUCCAGUAUAUCAAUGUGAUCAAGAGGAAUCGCAAUUCAGCAGCCGUGAGGUAGAGAAUUUCAGUUGUUUCAGAGCUUUGAAGGAAUCGUCGAAAGACAAGAGCGUCCCAGCUCAAUCUUCCAAAUCCAAACCAUUAAUACAAAGGGUUCCAUCCACUUUAAGUGAAAGGAAGGAUUACAAGAAAUAUUUUGAACCAAGGGUGGUUGCAAUUGGCCCCCUCCACCAUAAGAACUCCAGGCUCCAGCCAGCAGAGAAGGCCAAGCUUGACCUUGCAGUGCAAUUCACAAACGAACGUGAUGUUUCGGAACAAGAGUUAUACAAAAAGAUCAAGAAGGAGAUGAGAGAUCUGAAGAAGUGUUAUAGGCCAAAGGAUAUAGAAGAUUAUGACGAUGAGGAGCUCGCUUGGAUGUUCUUUGUGGACGGGUGUGCAGCGUUGCAUGCCAUGCACUGCACUAGGCUAGAAAAACAGAAAGAUUUGAAUAUCAAAGUUGAUCUUCUUGCAUUUGCCCAACUAGAUUUGUUCAUGCUGGAGAAUCAACUCCCUUUUCGAGUCCUCGAGUUACUGAUGAGCUCAGUCAAAAAUGGAAAGCAUUUGAGAGAAUCGAUCAACUUGUUCAUUGAUGAUAAGAUUAAGAAAACAUUGGCAGCAGGGACGGAGCAACCGCCACUAGAGGCAGGCGACCAAGAACACACUCAUCUCCUUGGGCUUUUGCGGGAAAGGCUAUUGGCCAACCCCAAACAAACCAAGAAGCCUAAAAAUACCUUGAUUGGUCAGGUACUUAGGUCUCUUGGACCAACAGAAGCUGAUAAAACGUUUCGGAGUAUCAAUGAGCUGAAAGAAGCAGGGAUUCGCGUGAGUCGCAGCGAGACAAGCAGCCUCCGAGAUGUUAAUUUCUCCGUUGGGUUUUUGGGAACUCUGACGAUUCCUCGCAUCGUGGCGGACGACUCGACGGGUUCCAAGUUCAUGAACCUGGUAGCUUAUGAAAUGUGUCCAGAUUUUGAGAAUGACUUUGGGGUCACUUCUUACUUGUGCUUCCUUGAUUCCCUCAUCGACACAGCACAAGACGUGAAGGAGUUGAGACAUGCAGGAAUGCUACUGAAUUACAUGGGCAGUGAUGAAGAAGUAGCUCAUCUUUUCAAUAACAUAACCACCGAUUUGGUGCCUGAUCUCGGGAUGUACCGAGGAGUAACCGAGGACAUCCGUAAGUAUUGCGACAAUCCAUGGACGACCUGCAUAGCCAAGGCCUAUUACACUCAUUUCAGCACUCCCUGGAGUAUCCUGGCCUUUUUGGGAGCCGUAUUGGGUCUUAUUUUUACUGCCAUUCAAGCAUAUUACUCAAUGAGAAGAAAAGGUUAGGACCAAAGUGAACAUGUUUCCCAUUUGCAAGCGGCCCAAGUGUGUUUUUUACCUUCAUUUUUUUCCUGCUAUACUAUGUGAGUGUGAGCGUGAAGAUGGGUGCCUGCCUUUGAUUCUCUAAUUGUAAGCUUACUGUUCACUGAUUUGAUUUCAAGUUGUGGGAAACAAAUAAA
Molecule: messenger RNA, 1625 nt
Organism: Theobroma cacao (cacao)
Lineage: Eukaryota; Viridiplantae; Streptophyta; Magnoliopsida; Malvales; Malvaceae
Product: UPF0481 protein At3g47200-like
Source: RefSeq, a predicted model, not a curated record